Pseudomyrmex gracilis is the source of this 5863-nucleotide messenger RNA. RefSeq names its product beta-mannosidase (gene beta-Man). NCBI's taxonomy places the organism in Eukaryota, Metazoa, Arthropoda, Insecta, Hymenoptera, Formicidae. Gene Ontology annotation, molecular function: beta-mannosidase activity. Gene Ontology annotation, biological process: carbohydrate metabolic process; glycoprotein catabolic process. The transcript has 18 exons. The record is from RefSeq and is a predicted model, not a curated record. Bases 224 to 5350 code for a protein of 1708 amino acids.
CAUCACAAAUAUUGAUCUAGUGAGACAGAAAGAGCGAGAGAGAGAGAGAGAGAGAAAGAAGAUAACUACUAGGCAUGUGCAUAAUUAUGUAGAAAAAGAUUUAUUUACACCUCUGUCAACGAUCAAUUUGCGCAGCGAUAGAUCAUGCCAUUGCGUUUGUAGAGAACAAAGGGAUCGCAAUAAUUUGUUGUUUUGCAAAUUCUUCGAAGAGAUUUUGAGUAUCAUGGAACGAGAAAAAAACGAGAGGUUAACCACGGAGGAAAAGCUCGAGGAGGAGAAAAUGAAGCAGGAACUCACGGACAUUGGAAUAUAUGAAGAAGGAAUUACAUAUGGACAAAUGAAACAGAUAAUUGGAUUUAUCAAUGAGUCUAAGGAUACAUCAAAUGCUGGUUCGAAUAUUAAAAAUACUCAGAAGGGUACACAACAUUCUAACAAUGAGUGCCUACUGGAAACUAAUAAGUCUGACACAAACGCAGCACAAGAAGAUUCACAAGAUGGAGAACUACCCAGACCAACCUUCUCAUACAGAACUUCCUCAACCAUAUCGGAACGUAAAAACGUUCGUCGCUCCAACAGUCCGGAAUCCCCCAGUUUUGAGAUACAGAAUCCUACAUACAAAUGCAAGAACUCGGAUGACGAUGGGACACAAUCUGAGAAACAACAAGAGAGCACCAAUUCGACCCACAGUACAAAACGACUUCUCUCACUGAGAUCUGGAAACAUAUUGCGGGAAUGUCAGAAUACCGUGGAGAAGAACGCGGAUGUACAAGGCGAAGUUGUUCAGAAGCUAGAAAGGUGGCAGCUAAAUCCGCUCGAUGUCUGUGACAACGAAAACGAUGUGCCUUUGCGACAGCCAAAUCGGCCUUUGGCUCGAGAACGUGCACCGUUCGAGUAUUGCAAAGCUGUAACGAUCGACGAAUGCGAACAAUUAGCACGGACUUUGAGUCAGCAUCUCAAGGAAAUGGCAGACUUAUGGUACAGUUGGCGUCCCUCUUCCAAUUCGGUAUUUCAAUGGGGGUCACCCAUCCAGGUCGGCACUGCUAACAAUAGUUCGGAUAGAACAUCAUUAACAGACUCUAAGACUGAACAAGUCAAAGCAGAAUACGUGUACAAAGAUAGUCACGAGCGAGUUAGUAAACGUAAAGCGAAUUUUCUCAUAAGAGAAUAUUCCGAUCAAAUUGAAGAAACCGACGACGAAGAAGACAAGCAGCAGCACGGCUCUGCUCGUGUUAAGAAAAAGAGGCAGUCCAAUAGUAAGUCGAGUAACGUGGAUCGUGCCGCGAGUCAGCUCGCCAGUCACGAAAAACCAAUGUCGAAUACGAUCGCUCAUUCCCUCACCGAUAAUAAUAACGAAACAGAGUCAAGCGUUGAACAUAAAAAAUCUCUAGGCUCUAAGAGAAAACUCGACGAACAAGAUGAGAGAGUGUCGCCCGAGUUGGUUACGUAUCCGAGAAGGAUAGUGCCUCCUAAUCCCAAAGGACGUUUAAGUUUGUCUAGGCUAAGAAAAGGAAACGCCGCCGCGUCGAAGCCGUCUUUGAAGACGCAAGGCGUCGACAAAGGUGCUGAGAAAACAAAAAGUCGGAGUAAAAAUACCUCAAUAACGGACGAAGAAAUUCGUCAGGAACUGUUGGAAGACUGGCAUAGCGACAAAGAGGACGACGCAACGGAAAAGAACGUGGUGAUUCGACCGCUGCCGCUAUCUAAAGAAGUGCGAGAAAAACUAUUGUCAUCAGAAACGAUUAAACAAACGAAAACGGUGACAAGUGAAGGUAGCGACUGGGAACGGAACAGAGAAAAGAAGCUGAAGCUUGAUGAGGAACAAAAGAAGCAAAACUCUGGCGAAAAGGUAGAGGAGAAUGGAAACGCAAGCUGGGAGCAUCAGUUACUGUUAUCGGACGAUGAUGAUAACCUGUUCGAAGUAAAACGAGAGUCUGAUGUGCGAAAUAAAAAUCAGACUGAUAAAGUAUCUUCUUCGACGAGCGAUGAUAAAGUAAAUUGUCCAAUAUGCAACAAGUUGUUUUUGCGAAACGAGAUAGAAGAUCAUGCUGCUGAUUGCGAUCAAUUCGAAAUAAGUGGCGAUGAGAGUGAUGCGAAAAAUUUGUUCGAAUGCGCCAUAUGUAACAAGUACAAAACAAACAACGGAAUGGAAUACGAAAACCACGUUCGACAGUGCAUAAACGAGAAGAAAGAUAAAAAGCUCUCACACGAAUAUGAGGAAACCGCAUCUACUUCCUUUCGUACCUUCAAACCAAUCAGUGAACUGAAAGAUUCCGAGAUAGAUUAUUUAAAUCAAUUUUCGUCUAAUAAUAAUAAACAAACAAAUACCAAUAGAAAAAGAAAACUACCCCCCGUGUCCCGGCGGGAUCUCGGCGAUUCCGUGCAGAGCGAAAGAACGGCGAUGCGUUAUAACGCGCGCCGUAGUGCGAGACCCGCCGUCAGUCGCGGACGACUCUGUGCAGACGGAAAAUCCAAAGCGCGACACGCGGCUCUCCAAUUUACUAACAAUAAGUGUUUGCGACUAUUGAGACUAGACGAUUGUAAAUUGUUACUAGGUCACCACAAUCGUCGUACGCAUUUCGCAGCCAAAAUGAAGCUUUUCUUUUUGACAUUGUGUAUCUUAAUUUUUACUAAUGUAUAUUGUGACAAACUAAGUUUGAAUGGCAUCUGGAGAGGGAGUAUUAAUAUCUGUGAUAAAAACUUAUCUCGAAGAUGCGAUAAGGAUGUCAGCUUUGAUGCGACUGUUCCUGGCGGGAUUUACACAGAUUUGUACAGAAAUGGCGUAAUAGAAAACAAUCUGUUGGGAAACAACGAUGUCAACAAUCGUUGGGUCGGGAAUCAAUCCGUCAUUUACACAAAAAAUUUCAACGUGAGCGGUGAUUUUUUGAGCGCUCGCAAGAUAGUUUUGAUUUUCCACGGAAUUGACACAUUCGCCAAUGUCUCUUUGAACGAUCGCGCUGUCGGGGAGACUUCGAACAUGUUUCUGAGAUACACUUUCGACGUGACGGAUCACAUAAAAGAAGGGCCGAAUCUGCUGCAAGUUGCGUUACGUUCGGCUGUUAAAGUUGCCGAGGAUUUGUACAACGAACAAAAGACGAAUUACGUUGUUCCACCUGUGUGCGUGCCCAAGGAAUACAACGGGCAGUGUCACGUUAAUCAUAUUCGCAAAAUGCAAGCGAGCUUCGCGUGGGAUUGGGGUCCCGCUUUUCCCUCGCUCGGCAUUUGGCGAGACGUCGAAUUGAUUUCCGUAAACGACGUAUUGAUCAGUGACGUUACAACCGAUAUACGUAAAGAAGCUGACAACUGGAACGUUCUCGUUACGUUGUUUCUGAAAGUAACGCGAAACGAGAACGAAGAAAAUCGAAGAUUCAAUUGUCAGGUGACGUUAGAAGACGCGGGAACCGCAAUUGUCACCAACGUCAGUUCGUUCGUGCUCGACACAAGUGAACAGCGCAAAAAAGUAAACUUCUCGCUCGUUGUGCCUGCGGACGCUGUUGAAAGUUGGUGGCCGAACGGUUACGGCGAUCAACGUCUGUACGAUUUAAAUCUUUGCGUAACAACCGCGAACGAUCGCGAAUCCAGAGCGUACCGCGUGGGCUUCAGAACGGUGGAGCUGGUGGAAGAGCCCAUGGAGAAGGGACUGAGUUUCUAUUUUCGUGUAAACGGCGUGCCGAUCUUCGCCAAAGGCAGCAACUUCAUACCAGCCAGCGUCUUCCCCGAACUAGGCGCUAAGGAGGACACGAUCAGGCACUUGCUGUUGUCGGCCAAAGAGACGCACAUGAACAUGCUGAGGGUGUGGGGUGGCGGGGUGUACGAAUCCAAAUUGUUCUACGAUCUCGCCGACGAGUACGGGAUCAUGAUCUGGCAGGAUUUCAUGUUCGCGUGCGCCAUGUAUCCCACGAGCGAUUCCUUCUUGAAGAGCGUGAGAGAGGAAGUGACGCAGAACGUCAUACGUUUGAAGAACCAUCCGAGCAUCGUGUUAUGGGCCGGCAAUAACGAGAACGAGGCGGCGCUCUACGGAAAUUGGUACGGCACCGGUUCCGCUCAGGUCUACAGAGAAGAUUACGUCAAGCUUUACGUAGAUCUGCUGAAGAGAGAAGUGGAAGAACUGGAUCCCGUAAGACCGUUCGUUGUAUCUAGUCCGGGCAACGGAGCGUACGAGGAAACGUACAAUUACACCGGCGUAGAUCCCUAUUCUAAUUUUUACGGCGACAUUCAUUAUUACAACUAUCUCAGAAACGGAUGGGACAUCACUAUAUACUGGCGGCCGAGAUUUUGCUCCGAGUACGGGUUUCAAUCUUGGCCGUCGAUGUACACACUGGCGAGCGCCGUGGAAACUCUCAAGGAUUUUCACAUGAACAGCGACUUCGUCAAGCAUCGGCAACAUUUGCCAUUCGGCAAUCAAUACCUGCGGUUGAUGAUCUCGCACAACUUUGUUAUACCGCAAAGUAACAACAGCGUGCGAGAUUUCAAGAACUUGGUGUAUCUCAGCCAGAUCAAUCAAGCUGUUUCCGUAAAGAUAGAAACCGAAAAUUUCAGGCAAGCCAAAUCCGACGUGAAUUCCGUGGGCGAGGGUAUGACAAUGGGAGCCCUUUAUUGGCAACUGAACGACGUCUGGCAAGCCCCUUCGUGGUCCUCCAUAGACUUCGACGGUCGCUGGAAGAUGCUCCAUUACUACGCCAAGGAAUUUUUUGCACCCGUUAUCGUUACGUCAUAUUUAUCUCUUUCCAAUGAAAUUUCGAUACAUAUUGUAUCCGACCGAUUGCACACGUUAAGAAAUUGUUCGGUGAAACUUCGCGUUUACAACUGGAGAUCCAUAACGCCCAUAUUCACAAUGUCCUUUGACGAUAUUACAAUAGAAUCAAACAAAGCCAUGAAAAUCACAUCCUUCUGGUUGAACGCGUAUCUAGCGCAACUUGGUUGCGGAUCAUUGAAAUCUGCGAAAACAUCCUGCGUGGCCAGUCUAUCUCUCACGGACGAAACUGGAUCUCUAAUCGCGCCGGUCAAUUACAUAUAUCCCGACGCGUUGAAAGAUGCAAAUGUACCAACAGCCAAUGUCACUAUGCGAGUCGAGAAGAAACACUUACCCGGAAAACUGUCCAACUAUCCGGACUUCAAGCUUACAUUAUCAACAGAUAACAUAGCGCUGUUCGUGUGGUUAGAAGUGGGCAAUAUACGCGGUCGCUUUUCCGAAAAUGGUUUCCAUAUGUUUGAAAGCGAGAAAGAAAUUGUUUUCUAUUCGCAGGAAGCAACAACGGCCGAAUUGUUGCGACAAAAUAUAGUGCUCACCACGUUGUCCGACGUUUACAUCGACAGUUCUUUCGAUAAUACUUAUUUUGCACAAAAGAACUGAUACGUAUCAGUUGUACGUAAAACAUCUCUAAAAUUGUUUACAAUUAAGAAGCAACGUUACACACACCAAGUUUUUUCGAAUUCAACUUAUUUAAUCUUUAACUUUUGUACCCUUUAGACCGUGCUUGACGAAAAGUAACUAUCGUAGUGCAAAUAAAUUUCGUAUCCGAUUAGAAUAAUGAGCACAAUUACAGUUCCACUAAUUAUCACGGUUAUCAUGUUACGUACAUUUGAUUAUCGGACAUUUGUGUGUCGCGUUGUCGAAAACAAUGCCUCGAUCGCUCUCAAUGCGAUCGUUACGGACUGUGCAAUUUAAAACAUAAUACGGAAAAUAUUGAAAAAAUUUAUUAUAAUCUUUGGUUACACGGUUAGACUUAAAAAAUAAUAUAUACGCGUAAAACAUUAAAGUCUUGAAGUCAGAAUCACAUGUUGUUAACAUAUGUUUUGUUUACACGCAACAAAAAAAAGUAAAUUCAAUAUAUCAGAAACAAAACAUUAACAUAUUUGUAAAUAU